CUGUCAAAGGAGGGCGCUUGUCAAAAUUGCGCGCGCAACUCAUUUGUUGGUGAGCGUUGCUGCUGAAGAACUGUUGAGUGUUGAUAUAGUGCGCGUGAACUUGUUGCGUUGAAUAACGUUUUUGUUGUCUUUUAGUAAUUUAUACACAGUAAAACAUGUCGGACACACCAAGUUCUCCAGCCCCGAACCUACCGUCGGACAUGGACCGACGAAACUUUCGCUCCGGCAUGACGUCCCCGGUCGGGGAUUUCGAACCGUUCGAAGAUGAGGCAGAAAUCCUUGGUGAUACGACGGUGCGCGAGGAGGUGUACGAGGAGGAGGAAGAGGAUGGGGAGGAGCUGUUCGGUGAUAACAUGGAGGCGGACUAUCGUCCCGUACCGCAUCUCGAUCAGUACGAUGUGGACGACCUGGACACGCAAGAGUACAGCGACAUCUCGCAAACGGAUCGUGCCGCGGCCGAGGCCGAGAUGCGCCGGCGUGAUCGUGAUGCGGGCGUGCACCGUGACCAUUCGGAUCUGUUCUACGACAAAAGCGACGACGAUGAUGAUAUGCCGCGGGCGAAACGGCGCGCGGCGGAGAAAGCGGCCGAACUGGGAACGGAAACGGAAACCGAUGCCGAGAUGGUGGAAUCGAUCGAAAAUCUCGAGGACACGAAGGGACACAGCAUCAAGGAGUGGGUUUCGAUGCUGGCGCCACGGACGGAAAUUUCCAACCGCUUCAACAGCUUCCUGCGCACGUUCGUGGACGAGAAGGGCCAUUACGUGUACCGGGAGCGGAUCAGACGGAUGUGCGAACAGAACAAUUCCAGCUUUGUCGUGUCGUACCCGGAUUUGGCACACAACCAGCACGUGCUGGCGUACUUUCUGCCCGAGGCACCGUUCCAGAUGCUCGACAUUAUGGACAAGGUGGCGAAGGAGAUGGUGCUGAGCCUGUACCCGACGUACGAGCGCGUGACGAACGAAAUCCAUGUGCGCAUUUCCGAUCUGCCGCUGGUGGAGGAACUGCGCACAUUCCGCAAGCUGCACCUGAAUCAGCUCGUGCGCACGCUGGGUGUCGUAACUGCCACCACCGGUGUGCUGCCGCAGCUGUCCGUCAUCAAGUACGACUGCGUCAAGUGUGGGUACGUGCUGGGACCGUUCGUACAGAGCCAGAACACCGAGGUGAAGCCCGGCUCCUGUCCCGAAUGUCAAAGCGUUGGUCCGUUCUCGAUCAACAUGGAGCAAACGCUGUACCGGAACUAUCAGAAGAUUACCCUGCAGGAAUCUCCCGGACGCAUCCCGGCGGGCCGUAUUCCUCGCAGCAAGGAUUGUGUGCUGCUGGCCGAUCUUUGCGAUCAGUGCAAACCGGGCGAUGAAAUCGAGGUGACCGGCAUCUACACCAACAACUACGACGGGUCGCUCAACACGGAGCAAGGCUUCCCGGUGUUUGCCACCGUGCUGAUCGCGAACCAUCUGGUGGUGAAGGACAGCAAGCAGGUGGUGGCAUCGCUUACCGACGAAGACAUCUCGACGAUACAGCGCCUCAGCAAGGAUCCCCGGAUCAGCGAUCGUAUCACGCAGAGCAUGGCACCGUCGAUCUACGGCCACGAGUACAUCAAGCGCGGCCUAGCGCUGUGCCUGUUCGGUGGCGAAUCGAAGAACCCGGGCAACAAGCACAAGAUCCGUGGCGACAUCAAUAUCCUGCUGUGCGGCGACCCAGGUACGGCCAAAUCGCAGUUCUUGAAGUACACGGAAAAGAUUGCACCGCGGGCAGUGUUCACCACGGGCCAGGGUGCUUCCGCCGUCGGUUUGACGGCGUACGUGCGGCGCAAUCCUACCACGCGCGAGUGGACCCUCGAGGCGGGCGCCCUGGUGCUUGCGGAUCUGGGCGUGUGUCUGAUCGACGAGUUUGACAAGAUGAACGAUCAGGACCGUACGUCCAUCCACGAGGCGAUGGAGCAGCAAUCGAUUUCCGUGUCCAAGGCAGGCAUCGUCACGUCGCUGCAGGCCCGGUGUGCGGUUAUUGCCGCGGCCAACCCGAUCGGAGGCCGGUACGAUCCGAGCAUGACGUUCUCCGAGAACGUGAACCUGUCCGAACCGAUUCUUUCGCGUUUCGACGUGCUGUGUGUGGUGAAGGACGAGUUCGACCCGAUGCAGGAUAAGCAUUUGGCCGAGUUUGUGGUCGCGUCGCACAUCAAGAACCAUCCGUCGAAGGCGGACCAGGUGCCGGACUCGCAGCCCCAGGACACCAUGCAGAUUCCGCAGGAUCUGCUCAAGAAGUACAUCGUGUACGCGAAGGAGAAUGUACACCCGAAGCUGUCGAGCAUGGACCAGGACAAGAUUGCCAACAUGUAUUCGCAGCUCCGCCAGGAAUCGCUAUCGACCGGUUCGCUCCCAAUCACGGUGCGACACAUCGAGAGUGUUAUCCGCAUGUCGGAAGCGCACGCGCGGAUGCAUCUGCGCGAUACGGUGCAGGAUGUGGACGUCAACAUGGCCAUCCGCAUGAUGCUGGAAAGCUUCAUCGAGGCGCAGAAGUUUAGCGUCAUGAAGAAGAUGCGUUCCAGCUUCCAGAAGUACCUGUCGUUCCAGCGUGACCAUUCGGAGCUGCUGUUCUUCAUCCUGCGGCAGCUCACACUCGACCAGCUGGCGUACCAGCGGUGCAAGGAGGGCGGUCGACGGGCCAGGGAAGGGGCCGAUGGUGCCGAACGGCCCCGUACCACGGUGGUCGAGGUGAUGGAGAAAGAUCUGUCCGAACGGGCGAAGGCGAUCGAAAUCUUCAACCUGAAACCAUUCCUCGACAGUGAGCUGUUCCGGCAGAACGGGUUCACGUACGAUGCCAAACGGAAGGUGAUCGUGCAGGUCGUGCCGGAGGCGGCGGAACCUUGAACGAUCGGGGCGCGGGCCGUUUUUUUAAAUGAAUUUCAUCGUCGUAGGGUUUAAGUCGGCUAGGGAGUUUAUUAACGUUUUACACUUUUCUCAUUUUACGCUUUUUUUUGUACAAUUUAUACGUUUCAAGGAGAUAUACUUUACGAAUAAUAAAAGUGUGUGUGUGUGGUCGUCCUGACGAUUUUUCAAGCUUAUA
Anopheles stephensi (Asian malaria mosquito) is the source of this 3060-nucleotide messenger RNA. It is a transcript of the gene Mcm2, whose product is annotated as DNA replication licensing factor Mcm2. The transcript is spliced from 2 exons. NCBI's taxonomy places the organism in Eukaryota, Metazoa, Arthropoda, Insecta, Diptera, Culicidae. Gene Ontology annotation, cellular component: MCM complex; nucleus. The coding region runs from base 156 to 2864 and encodes 902 amino acids. Gene Ontology annotation, molecular function: 3'-5' DNA helicase activity; ATP binding; single-stranded DNA helicase activity. The record is from RefSeq and is a predicted model, not a curated record. Gene Ontology annotation, biological process: DNA replication; mitotic DNA replication initiation; double-strand break repair via break-induced replication.